UGCGAUUGCCUUGAUCAACUGUUCUGCCUUUUCAUCUUGUACGGUAAAUCUGCAUUCAAACCCAAUUGGGUGACUGAAGUCAUAAGGAUUAGAAUAGAAGUCAAUAUGGGAAGUAAAGACCCACCGA
Acaulospora colombiana is the source of this 127-nucleotide messenger RNA. NCBI's taxonomy places the organism in Eukaryota, Fungi, Glomeromycota, Glomeromycetes, Diversisporales, Acaulosporaceae. The record is from the annotation of a GenBank genome assembly.